Messenger RNA from Macrobrachium nipponense, 4257 nucleotides. RefSeq lists its product as uncharacterized. The record is from RefSeq and is a predicted model, not a curated record. Bases 360 to 1670 code for a protein of 436 amino acids. Lineage: Eukaryota; Metazoa; Arthropoda; Malacostraca; Decapoda; Palaemonidae. The transcript has 2 exons.
AACAUCCUGACGCCUCGUGCAUUUCUGUGACGUCACCGAGGAGGAGGUGGGGAGAGAAGUGGCGAGGCGGAGGCGUGGGUGAGCGGCGACUGCGACUGCGAGCGGCACAUUGAGACUUGAGAGUCUGAUUGAGUGAAUGAGUGAGUGAGGGCCACACAAGCUCUAAGACGACAGUGCCGAGUAGAGUGGAGCUCUCCUUGGAAGAACUCCGGUGCAUUCUGCUCCUGGGAAGAGGAGUGUGCUUUUGUGUUCUGCUUCUUGUGUUCAUGGAUUGAUCGUCUAUUUUUUCUUCGCUCGAGGUCGAUGUCGUUCUGGGAGGACUUCAUAAGAGGAUCAUCUCACUGGGAAAACAUACAACGAUGCUCACCAUAAUACAGAGUUCUGCAAUUCUGCUGCUUCUCACAAUAAUUUGCAAUGGUUAUCAGCUGCCUGUUGUCUUGCAAAGGGAAGAAGAGCUUUCAUCAGAUGAAAAUGACCACAUACUCAAAAAGAGAAACAUCGAGUCCACAACAGAACCAGGACCAGAGAGUGACCAGUUGCAGGGCAUUUUGGAAAACCUUAAAAACGCACCACAGGAGGAAAAGUCUUCCACUGAUUUGCCUUUAGACUCGGAUGAAGCCACCGUUGCUCCUUUUCAGAAUGGUAUGGAUGAAACGACAGAAAUCUCAGACGAAAUAAAGAGCAGGAUUGAUAAAGGGCCUGUGCAAAUUAUAGAGGAAAGACUCAGUAAAGCAGAAAAAUCUGAAGGCUUCACCGAUGGACCAAAUUUUAAUCCAGACCGAACAGGCAUUCUGUUCGGUCUACUUCCUUUUUUUGGCGGUAAUAGACCGACUGCAGGUCGGUCACAUAGGCCGUCUUAUUCCUUUCCUCCUCGUCCUCCUUCAUCCAAUUACCAUCCUACUCAUCCGUACAAACAGUCACACCACCCGACACCGCAACAUAUCCCAAAAUACCCUUACAAGCCUUAUGAGCAUGACUAUGAUAGUCCUACGCCUGAUCCCUUGCCUCCUUUCCCACCGGAUGGCCCCAUUUUCAGUGAAUACUCGGAGGAGCUUCCAGGAAACUCACCACCUCAUUUUCCGGAAUACGACUCGGAGGACUUUCAAUUCGAAAUUCCAGAAAAACCCCAAUACAUCUCUGACCUAAAAGGUUUUGACGACGGCUUUGAUUUUGACUUUGACCCCCCGGAUUUCUUUGAACAUUCUGGCAUCCCAUAUCCACCCAACGAGGAUUACCAACUGCAGCAUGACGAACCUUAUUUUGGUGGCGGUGGUGGGCACGUUUACCCAAUGAAACCUUACUCAGAUGAUGACGAAUUUGAGUUUUUCCCCCCCGAAAGCUAUAACGGUUUCAUACCCACGGUCUAUAAAGGCCCUCCAAAACCUGUUAAGCAUAUCCCACCAGGACCUAAGCCAGGGCCACCAUUACCUCGUCCACACAAAUUCAUGCACCCACCAGACCUAAACAUAAUUGUAGAGGAGAAUAUUUACAGGGAUGAUGUCCCCUACAAAGAAGUUCAUAACGAACGGGACAAAAUUACUGAUGAACUGGAUGAAGCCGGAAUAAAUGGUUUAGAUCCGGAGACAGUGAAAUUCAUUCAUACUCAUACCAGACCCUACGUGGAAUCGAACCAUGAAAGUGACGACCACUGGAAAAGAUCAGGAGAGUAAGGCUUCGUUCAUCUCACUUUUGUGAAAGGCUAUUCUCAUCACUUCAAGUUUUGCAAAAGACUGCCAUGUGGCUUCCACAUAGAUGCUAUGAUAUUGCAAUGCUUUCGAUUAUAAUCACUUUACACAAACUUAUAUAAACAUAUAUUUACGUGUAUAUAUAUGUUUGUUUGUGUGUGUGUUUGUGCGUGUGUGUGUGUGUGUGUGUGUGUGUGUGUGUGCAAAACAUUAAGAACAAAGAUGAUCCUUGCUAAAUAUAUUUCAGCGGAUUACAAUAUUUGAUCAGAAAGCAGUGGAUAUUAAUACUUUUCAAAUCUGUAAAUGUAAUAGGACCCAUCUAAGCCACACAAAACCAAGGAUUAUAUAUAUAUAUAUAUAUAUAUAUAUAUAUAUAUAUAUAUAUAUAUAUAUAUCUGUGUGUGUGUGUGUGUGUGUGUGUGUAAAACAUUGGAAGAAAAGAUGAUCUAUGCUAAAUAUAUUUCAGCGGAUUUACAAUAUUUGGUCAGAAAGCGGAGUGUGCGUAUGUGUAAUUUUUUGUUAUACUGUAUAUUUAUCAUUACCUUGAACAGCAGCAUAGUGUAAGAUUUUACCUAUAUACUGCAAUGAAUAUUCAUUUUACCUAGAAAUGAUGUGGAAAAUGAGUGAUAUUGAUUUAUCAGCCAUUCCCAAAAUAUCAGUUAUCUUUAUCAUUACUAUUCGUCUGGCAUAAAGUUACUAAAUCAUCGAAAACAUGCCUCCAAUGCCCCCAAAAGUACAUACUGAUGAGGCGACUGUGAACCUCGUCCACACGACCAGACUUUGUCCGCAGAGGAAUUUUGUCCGUUGACGGACACGCCGCUUAUGUCCGCCGUACACAAGCCGAAGAACCCUUUGAGCAGACAACAGACUUGGUCUAGAGGCUCUAGGUCUAGGGUGAGUAGAGUACACGACUGCCAGGUGUAAAAAUAGACGAAGAUUUUGCAAAGCGAUAAUGCUUCAGUUUUAUUGUAAGAAACAAGUAUUGUAUAAGAAUUUGUUUUUUUAUUGCAAAAGUACUAAUUAAAUGAAAUAGCUGCAUGUGCGAAAAUAUUGACUGGAAUAUGAGGAGAUCGUGAACUUGUUGGCUAUAAUGUAUUUAUAAUAAAUUUUAACUUGAUAUCCAAGGGAUGGAUUAAAGUUUCCUAUUUCAAAUGUUUCAUCAGUAUGUAUGCUACACAUUGAACUUUUUAAAAAAUUUUUUAUCCAUUUUUCUUUCUGUUAAUUUCCUGAUACCGUAUUACUUCUCUUAUUCGUUUUCUUCACUGGAAUUUUGUCAAGUUCAGUAUAGGUCUUUAGGUAGGUCCAUUCCUUCAUCAUUUUGGAAGCGUUUGCUGGUGCCUCUGCAGUUCCUAUAAAAUCGUCGCAAAGCUUGCUGGAGCUUUCCUUUUCAUGAGCCAACUUUUACACCAUUUCCCUUUACCCAAUGCUCUUCUCUUCAUAUGCCUAUCAUUGAGGCUGAGUCCCGGAAGUCGCCUUCUGUCCUGAGCAAUAACGCAUUGCACUGUGCUCAUCUUCACCCAGCCAGACUUUGACUGGCCAGACACGGCCGUGUGGACAGCAGACUUUUAUUUGUCUUACAGAUUUUUUCUGCCAACGUACCAAGUCUCCCAGACAAAGCAAUGCAUAUCUUAACAUUAUAACUGGGAGACCAAAGAGUCGUCCAGUGAGGAAAAAUUGUCGCCUAUUAAGAAGAAUGUCUGAUUACUGGGCUACCAGACAAAUCCCCAAAAUUAACAGGAAAUGGAAAAGUUAUCCUCACAGUUAUGGCUUCCGGGGCUCUGCCCCGUACGACACUCAACCCAGACCCCCUAGCACUAGCUACUAUGUGCCUCGCUCCUACGCGCGGCGCUCGGCAGUAGUACACAACACAUUAUCCCCAUGAUAUCCAUAUCCUAAUAUCCAUCUGGUCGCCCAGUGAAAUUUCAUAAAAAUAUGCACUGAGACAAAGUCUGGUUGUGUGGACGGAUGCUUGGUAUCCGCUCACAGACACGAACAAAAGCAAACUGUGACACAUUCAUAAUUGUGCUCAUUAUUAUGAAGCCUCUCUUUUCACUGGUGAAAAGAUAACUCUAGACGAAUGAAUAAAUAGCGUAUAAAGUAUGCAUACCCUAUACAUAAAAUAUAUGUUUUCCUUAUAUUGUCCUCAUAGUUCUCUUGUAAAUAAGCACAGUCUCCAUUUAGACAUUCAAGUGUCAGGUUGUUCUCCAAAGAACAUCAGAAAUCUAAUCAAUCACUCGAAAGAUGAAGCAUCAUCCUUGAAGACAGAGACCCAUGACUUCGACGGCAGUGAUGUUGUUGGUCACAUUCUACAGAGGGAAAGCUUAUAAGAUUUCAGAGAGGUCAGAAACCCACUCGUAAGAAUCGUACAAAACAUCAAUUUGUGAUGGCACAGUAAGCCAGAGCAGCCCAUAACCGCCCACAACAUCCAACUAGGCAAUUGGAAAGUGACAGCUUGCAUAACUAACUGAUUAUUUUUCGUUAUUUAAAAGGUUCUUUUUAUCUAUUAUUAUUAUUAUUAUUAUUAUUAUUAUUAUUAUUAUUAUUAUUAUUAUUAUUAUUAUUAUUAUUAUUA